This is a messenger RNA of Plenodomus lingam JN3, 219 nucleotides long. NCBI's taxonomy places the organism in Eukaryota, Fungi, Ascomycota, Dothideomycetes, Pleosporales, Leptosphaeriaceae. The record is from RefSeq and is a predicted model, not a curated record.
AUGUGUACUGUGUAUGUACUGUAUGUAACGCUUCCUCGUCGUCUGGCCUCGUAUGUACCCGGCUGCACAUCGCCGGCCCUUUGUGCCCAUCGUGCGCGAACCAUGGUCGUGGAUACGAUGCAGCUUGCACCCGACUUCAGCAAUCAGGAGGCUGCGUUGGAUGCCACGCGCCGUGUGGCCGUUGAGUUCGGGACAGCAGAAGUUGGCAACUCGAGUUAG